UUUGCAGCUGAACAUCAUCUCAGCCCAGCGGAGGAGGACUAGGAGGCGAGUARGAUGAUAAUCCGGCGUAUCCUCACUCACGGGACUCUGUGGCGGGUGGCAGCAACGCGCCCGGUCACUGCCGCGGCCUUUGAGGGCGCCGUGAUGAUGCAGUGCUGCGCUCUCCGCCUGGCGCCGCUGCAGCCCGACAGCCGGCGGUGGCUCUCAGCGUCGGCCCUCAGCAGAGCGGCGCAUCAACCCAAGCAGCAGCCCCCGCAGGACGGACCCCAGUCCAGCUCCACRCCUCCACUUCAGGACGUCCAGAGGGGAGAAAGUGGGCCUGAUCCUGCAGAGGUGGACCCCCUGCAGGACAAGUCCAUCGGCUUGUUCCAAAGGUUCAAGAAAACCUUUAAACAGUACGGAAAGGUGAUGAUCCCCGUCCACCURCUGACAUCCACCAUUUGGUUUGGUACCUUCUACUAUGCUGCUACGAAGGGUGUGAAUGUGGUGCCAUUCUUGGAGAUGAUUGGUCUACCGGAGUCUGUGGUCGGCCUUCUGAGAAACUCAUCAAGUGGGUACGCUCUGACUGCGUACGCCAUGUAUAAGAUUGCAACUCCUGCCAGAUACACGGUGACUCUAGGUGGGACGUCACUCUCUGUCCAGUAUCUCCGCAAGCACGGCUACUUCUCCACUCCCCCACCAGUCACAGAGUACAUCCAGGACAAAAUGGAGGAGACGAAGGGGAAGCUGACGGAGAAGAUGGAGGAGACGAGGGACAGGUUCACAGAGAAAAUGGAGGAGACAAAGGGACGCAUCUCUGGGAAAAUGGGAGAGACUAAAGACAAACUUUCUGAGAAGCUGCAGGAAACUAAAGACAGAGUCUCGGAGGGAAAAGCCUUUUUCAGAAAGAAGAGCGAAUAACGACUCACUCUUCACGUAGCUCUGGUAGAUAAAUGAUCUGUGUUUGGAAUCGAUGAGUAGGGGACAAAGAUGGAGAACUGAGACAUGUGUCCGUUUUUCCCUCCAGUCAUCACUUUAAAUAUCAGAUCAGUCCCUAAUUGUCUCCCACAAUGCACUGCAGAUGUAGACUAACAGCUUAGCAGACUGUUGGCAGUUCUACUUCAUGUUGUCUCAGACUGGAUUUACAGAUUCAAACAAGCUGGAUGUAGCUCCUGAUUGGCUGAACAGCAGCUCUGUUUUUAUUUUAUUUUUUUUUUCACUUUAACACUUGAGAGACGUCAAAGAUCCUGAAGCACAGAAGCGGAAAGAGAGCCACACUAACCCUUCUGCUUGUAUGGAAAAUAAAACUUGAAACUCCUCGUUCUCCUUGCAGUCAGUCCAUUAAAGCCUUUUUGAAGGCUGGAGAUUUCACCUGGUGUCCUUCAGUCUGUGAUAAAACAGUUUCACUUUUUAAAGUUCCUUUUUUCCUCUCUGACAGCCAAAGCUAAUUUAUCACAAUGUUAGAGGUGUUUACACGAUGUAACACAUUGACUGAAAGUUGUGUUAAGUGAUUAAAUCAGAUGAUCUUUUGAAAGUUUAACUGAACAGAAA
Molecule: messenger RNA, 1530 nt
Organism: Austrofundulus limnaeus
Lineage: Eukaryota; Metazoa; Chordata; Actinopteri; Cyprinodontiformes; Rivulidae
Gene: mims1b
Product: family with sequence similarity 210 member Ab
Cellular component (GO): mitochondrion
Source: RefSeq, a predicted model, not a curated record